Molecule: messenger RNA, 1762 nt
Organism: Frankliniella occidentalis (western flower thrips)
Lineage: Eukaryota; Metazoa; Arthropoda; Insecta; Thysanoptera; Thripidae
Product: zinc finger protein 501-like
Exons: 1
Biological process (GO): regulation of transcription by RNA polymerase II
Cellular component (GO): nucleus
Molecular function (GO): RNA polymerase II cis-regulatory region sequence-specific DNA binding; DNA-binding transcription factor activity, RNA polymerase II-specific
Source: RefSeq, a predicted model, not a curated record
CUUUUUCUGUUUACAGAUGUGAGCCCUCACCUGGUGUACAAGAAUGGUACUCUGUGGCCUCAGGAUGUACCUUUCCCCCCUGAAAUGGACACCAAAGAGCCUCCAACUGAGAAUGGUGGCUCUCCCUUUGAUAGUGAACAUAAUGCGCAAACUCCAGACCACCAGAGACAGGCAAAUGGAUGCUUUUCGCCUGAAUCAAACCUUCAGUAUCCUGCCUAUUUUAAGGAUGCUAAGGGUAUGAACCAUGCAGUGUUUGGACCUGGAAGUAAUUUUGCCCUUCAGUAUCUUAAACAAGGCAAAGGUUUACCUGACGUUAUUCAACAUGGUCGAAGCGCUGGUAUGCCAUUGUAUGUACGGUGCCCCAUCUGUCAGAAGGAAUUCAAGCAAAAAUCAACCCUUCUUCAACAUGGCUGUAUUCAUAUUGAAUCUCGUCCCUAUCCCUGUCCUGAGUGUGGAAAGAGGUUCCGCCAACAAUCACAUCUUACACAGCACCUGCGUAUACAUACUAACGAGAAACCUUAUGGUUGUGGGUAUUGUGGGAGGAAUUUCAGGCAGAGGACUAUUUUGAAUCAGCAUUUAAGGAUUCAUACUGGAGAAAAACCAUACAAGUGUGCACAAUGUGGAAAGGACUUUAGACAGAAAGCCAUUUUAGACCAACAUACUCGCACCCACCAAGGUGAGCGCCCAUAUUGCUGUCCAAUGCCUAACUGUAGAAGAAGAUUUGCCACUGAGCCAGAGGUCAAAAAGCAUAUUGAUAACCAUAUGAACCCACAUGCCAAUAAGGGCAGGAGACCAAAUAACAAUACUGAAACAAAGCAUUUGCUGGGUAGAAGUGUUCCUCCCACAGCUGUUGUAAAACCAGAACUGUAUUUUCCCCAGUGCUAUGUUCCAGCUUUUGGGCACCCUAACAAUGCCUUUGUAAAUAAUGGAGGACAACCUCAGAACGGUGAUUUCAAACCAAUUCCUACUCACCCAUUUGCUCAGAACCCAAGUCAGAGCCAGACGGAACAUAAUGGAGAUUUUAAAAAUGUUCAAACUGGAGCAGUUCCUGUGACAAUUGUACCUGCUCACCAAUUCCCAUCCUCUAACAGUGGUAACCCUGUUCAGGCUCAUAGCAAUGGGGAGUUUCCUAAGCCAACGCCAGUCCAGUGACUUGCCAUGUUGCCUGUGAUAUGAUCUGAGCUCUGACUCCUCCGUCCCUGUUCCUCAACCAGCUAUGACUGCAUCACUUAAUUAAGUCCAUGGCCUAUGUGGAUAUUUGUUGUGAUGUGUUUUUCCCCGUGAUCUCCAUGAAGAUUAGAGGUAAAGUGUAAAUGAUUAAUUGACUCUUUUGUGAUUUUAAAGAACAAAUAUUAUAAUGUGGUAAUUUAAUUGUGUGAAAGCAAAGUUGUGUGAAUGUGAUCCAGAAAGUGAAUAGGAAAAUUACAGUAAUUUUGAAAAUGUUACAUACAGUUAUUUAGGCCUAAGUAUUAUUGAGUCAAGUGAAAUUUAGCUAAUGAUAAGUGAACACAGUUGGCUACAUUUGGAAUGAAGAAGAGUAGUGGAAAAGUUUUCCUUGAGUUGGAAGUCAUUUUUAUGGACUGGUUUCAAAUUUUAUAGUGGAUCUUUGAUUGCCCUGUUUCAUUCCUUCAUUUUAUUCCCUCUUGUUAAUAGCUACAGAGUAGUCGCUGCUGAGUAACUUAAGUUCAAGCUUAAAUGAGAGAAACCUUGCAGCUCUUAUUGAUCUCUUGACCUCUCGCAUCUUUCAAUUAAUUACAGUAAA